Molecule: messenger RNA, 7557 nt
Organism: Heterocephalus glaber (naked mole-rat)
Lineage: Eukaryota; Metazoa; Chordata; Mammalia; Rodentia; Bathyergidae
Gene: Mn1
Product: MN1 proto-oncogene, transcriptional regulator
Biological process (GO): regulation of DNA-templated transcription
Source: RefSeq, a predicted model, not a curated record
GGCAGGGAACCGGAGCCUUGGAGCGACCCAGCCCCUCGCCUCUGUACUCGCCCGCGCCUGCAACCGGGUGCGGAGACUCCCGCGAACUCAGAUCGAACGGCGGAGGACAGAAGCGGCAGGCGGCGGACGUGGCCGAGAAGCGGCGGGCUGGGGCGCAGCGCACCCGUUGCCGGGCAGGGGAGCGGCAGGGGAGCCGCGCCUUCUCUCAGACCCUCCGCUCCGACGCCGGCGCCUGCCGCCUCCUCAGUCCCGCUGCCUCCUCGGCUUGGGGGCCACCACAGCGAUGCGGAGCGGAGCCUCUAGACCUCCGACUCGCUGAAGAAACAGCAGCCGUUCGCCCGGAGCCGACGGGGACAGUGCUAGCGGAUCGUGCUCCGCGGAGGCUCGGGGCGCAGGGACUACGGGGGGAGGGGGAGGGACCGCUCUGUCGGUGCCCAGCGCCAGCCGCGGCUUUGAAGGGUUUUCCUCCUGGCCCUCAGCAGCUCCUCCGCGGACUCCGGGAGGCAGCGGGCGGCGUCCUGGGGCUCCCUUAUCGACCCGAUCGGACUUCAGAAGGUGAUCGUUCCGCUUUCCCACUCCCCCUUCCCGCCCCGUUUCCCCCACUUAACUUUUUGUCUCUGUUCAUCCGCGGCUCGAUCCUCUCCCUGCAAAUCCACCCGCAGCUGAGCCAACUGCCCGGGGCAUGGGCCCCCCAACACGGCUUCUGGAGGCCCCGAGGCCUCGAAAGAUGUGAGAGGCCCGCCCCGGGCUUAUCCAGAGCUUUGCGAGAGGAGCUGAUAGCCCCCGGCCUCCUCACGCCUGGCGGGGUGGCGGAGCGCGCUGCGCCCCCGCGGUGCUGAGCGUCCCGGAGCGCCCAAUCCGAGGCUGGAAGGAGUCGCCGGCCGGAGGCGCGCGGCGGAGAGCAAGCUGUCAUGCCCUAUUGAUCCCCCCCUGCCCCCCGCCAAGUAUGUUUGGGCUGGACCAAUUCGAGCCCCAGAUCAACAGCAGGAACGCUGGCCAGGGCGAGAGGAACUUUAACGAGACCGGACUGAGCAUGAAUGCCCACUUUAAGGCCCCUGCUUUCCACACAGGGGGACCCCCUGGCCCCGUGGACCCUGCCAUGAGUGCGCUGGGCGAGCCCCCGAUCUUGGGCAUGAACAUGGAGCCAUACGGCUUCCACACGCGGGGCCACUCGGAGUUGCACACAGGGGGGCUGCAGGCACAGCCUGUGCACGGCUUCUUCAGCGGCCAGCAGCCUCACCAUGGCCACCCGGGAGGCCACCACCCCCACCAGCAUCACCCCCACUUCGGGGGCAACUUCGGUGGCCCGGACCCGGGGGCCUCAUGCCUGCAUGGGGGUCGCCUGCUUGGCUACGGCGGCACUGCCUCGGGCUUGGGCAGCCAGCCGCCCUUUGCGGAGGGUUACGAGCACAUGGCAGAGAGCCAGGGGCCAGAGAGCUUCGGCCCGCAGCGACCAGGAAACCUCCCGGACUUCCACAGUUCGGGCGCCUCGGGCCACGCCGUACCCGCCCCGUGCCUGCCGCUGGACCAGAGCCCUAACCGGGCCGCCUCUUUCCACGGCCUCCCCGCCUCCAGCGGCUCCGAUUCCCACAGUCUUGAGCCUCGGAGGGUGACGAACCAAGGAGCCGUCGACUCGCUGGAAUACAAUUACUCGGGCGAGGCGCCCUCGGGACAUUUUGACAUGUUUUCACCCUCUGACUCAGAGGGGCAGCUGCCUCACUAUGCCACGGGUCGUCAGGUUCCCGGGGGCUCUUUCCCGAGUGCCUCGGCCAUGCCCAGAGCUGCGGGCAUGGUGGGCUUGUCCAAAAUGCACGCCCAGCCUCCGCAGCAGCCGCCUCCACAACCCCCGCAGCCGCAACAGCAGCAUGGCGUGUUCUUCGAGCGGUUCGGUGGGGCCCGAAAGAUGUCUGUGGGUCUGGAGCCCGGGGUGGGCACCAGGCACCCGCUGAUGCAGCCUCCCCAGCAGGCCCCACCACCCCCUCCGCAGCAGCCCCCGCAGCAACCGCCCCAACAGCAGCCGCCCCCGCCACCCGGGCUUCUAGUCCGACAAAAUUCGUGCCCGCCUGCGCACCCGCGGCCCCAGCAGGGUGAGGCGGGCACGCCCAGUGGAGGCUUGCAGGACGGGGGCCCCAUGCUGCCCAGCCAGCACGCGCAGUUCGAGUACCCCAUCCACCGGCUGGAGAACCGGAGCAUGCAUCCUUUUUCCGAGCCUGUUUUCAACAUGCAGCAUCCCCCUCCGCAGCAGGCGCCCAACCAGCGGCUGCAGCAUUUCGACGCGCCCCCCUACAUGAACGUGGCCAAGAGGCCGCGCUUCGACUUCCCAGGCGGAGCGGGAGUGGACCGCUGCGCGUCUUCGUGGAAUGGUAGCAUGCACAACGGGGCUCUGGACAACCACCUCUCGCCCUCUGCCUACCCGGGCCUACCCGGCGAGUUCACGCCGCCUGUACCCGACAGCUUUCCCUCAGGACCUCCCUUGCAGCACCCGGCCCCGGACCACCAGUCCCUGCAGCAGCAGCAACAGCAGCAGCAGCAGCAGCAGCAGCAACAGCAGCAGCAGCAGCAGCAACAGCAGCAGCAGCAGCAGCAACAGCAGCAACAGCAGCAACAGCAACAGCAACAGCAGCAGCAGCAACGCCAAAACGCAGCUCUCAUGAUUAAACAGAUGGCGUCGCGGAAUCAGCAACAGCGUCUGCGCCAGCCCAACCUGGCCCAGUUAGGCCACCCAGGGGACGUGGGCCAGGGUGGUCUGGUCCACGGCGGCCCAGUGGGCGGGUUGGCCCAGCCGAACUUUGAGCGCGAAGGCUCCAGCGCGGGUGCUGCGGGGCGCCUGGGCACCUUCGAGCAGCAGGCGCCGCACUUGGCCCAGGAGAGCGCAUGGUUCCCAGGUCCGCACCCGCCGCCCGGUGACCUGAUGCCCCGCAGGAUGGGCGGCUCGGGCCUGCCGGCUGACUGCGGCCCGCACGACCCGGGCCUGGCGCCUCCCCCUCCGCCCGGUGGCUCAGGGGUGCUGUUCCGGGGCCCUCUGCAGGAGCCGCUGAGGAUGCCCGGAGAGGGCCACGUGCCCGCGCUACCCUCGCCGGGCCUGCAGUUCGGGGGCAGCCUGGCUGGCCUGGGCCAGUUGCAGUCGCCUGGGGCCGGGGUGGGACUGCCCAGCGCGUCCUCGGAGCGCCGGCCCCCGCCACCGGACUUCGCCGCGCCGGGGCUCGGGGGCCAGCCGGGCUUUCCGUUUGGCGCAGGGAGCAGGCAGGCCACUCCGCACAGCGGUCCCGGCGUCAACUCGCCCCCGAGCGCGGGCGGGGGCAGUGGAAGCUCCGGGAGUGGCGGGGGCGCGUACCCACCACAGCCGGAUUUCCAGCCCAGCCAGCGCACCUCGGCCAGUAAGCUGGGUGCACUCUCCCUGGGCUCCUUCAACAAGCCCAGCUCCAAGGACAACCUGUUUGGCCAGAGCUGCCUGGCUGCGCUCUCCACUGCUUGCCAGAACAUGAUCGCCAGCCUGGGGGCCCCCAACCUCAACGUGACCUUCAACAAGAAGAACCCACCCGAGGGCAAGAGGAAACUGAGCCAGAAUGACACCGACGGUGCGGCAGUGGCCGGCAACCCGGGCUCGGAUUACUUCCCUGGGGGGCCUGCUCCUGGGGCCCCGGGACCCGGAGGCCCGGCAGGGACCAGCAGCAGUGGCUCCAAAGCCUCAGGGCCGUCAAACCCACCCAACCAGGGGGAUGGCACUAGCCUCUCCCCCAACUACACACUAGAGUCCACAUCGGGGAACGACGGCAAGCCGGUCCCCGGGGGCGGUGGCCGGGGACGGGGUCGCAGAAAAAGGGACAGUGGUCACGUGAGCCCUGGGACCUUCUUUGACAAGUACUCAGUGGCUCCCGACAGCGGGGGCGCUCCUGGGGUGAGCCCGGGGCAGCAGUCAGCUCCAGGCGCUGCCGUAGUAGGGGGAAGCUCUGUGAGCGAGGCUCGCGGGGCGCCCACGCCUCAUGAGAAGACACUCACAUCGCCGUCGUGGGGGAAAGGGGCCGAGUUGCUCCUGGGGGACCAGCCAGACCUCAUGGCAUCCCUGGACGGUGGGGCCAAGUCGAACGGUAGUUCGCCCCACGUGGGUGAGUUCACCUCCGACGAGGUGAGUACGAGCUACACCAAUGAGGACGAAGUGUCGUCCAGCUCCGACAACCCUCCGGUCCUGGCCAAAGCCAGCAGGAGCCCCCUGGUGACUGGCUCACCCAAACUCCCUCCGCGAGGGGUGGGCACCGAACAUGGACCGAAGGCGCCUCCACCCCCGCUCGGCCUGGGCAUCAUGUCUACCUCUACCUCGACCCCUGACAGCUACGGCGGGGGCGGGGGCUCUGGCCAUCCGGGCACUCCGGGCCUGGAGCAGGUCCGGACCCCCACUAGCAGCAGCGGUGCGCCACCCCAGGACGAGAUCCACCCUCUGGAGAUUCUCCAGGCACAGAUCCAGCUGCAGAGGCAGCAGUUCAGCAUCUCUGAGGACCAGCCCCUGGGGCUCAAGGGUGGCAAGAAGGGUGAAUGCUCAGUCGGGGCCGCGGGCACGCAGAACGGUGACAGUGAGCUGGGGAGCUGCUGCUCCGAGGCGGUCAAGAGUGCCAUGAGCACCAUCGACCUGGACUCACUGAUGGCGGAGCACAGCGCCACCUGGUACAUGCCAGCUGACAAGGCCCUGGUGGACGGCUCAGAGGACGACAAGACUCUGGCACCUUGGGAGAAGGGCAAACCCCAGAACCCCAACAGCAAAGAAGCCCUUGACCUCCCGGCCAGCAAGGCCUCGGCCACCCAGCCCGGCAGCCACUUGCAGUGCCUGUCCGUCCACUGCACCGAUGACGUGGGCGACGCCAAGGCCCGUGCCUCGGUGCCCGCCUGGCGGUCCCUGCACUCCGACAUCUCCAACAGAUUCGGGACCUUCGUGGCUGCCCUGACUUGAAUCGACAAGGAAGGGCCCUCGCCCCACAGCCCCUCCCUCUCCUCCCCCUCCCCUCCCCUCCUCCUGCCCCCACCCCGCUGUUAAUUUGAAAGGGCCACUAUUGCUGAGUGGAUGAUUUUCUUUUCUUUUCUUUCUUUCUUGUUUUCUUUUCUUUGGUCUAGAUUGGUACCUGCUUAGUGGCACAUGGACCGGAAAGGGUUAAUUUAAAGGGGUGGGGAAAAAAACCUCAAAGUUUUUUUUUAAGAAACUGCCACAGUAUGUUACCAGUGUUAACCCUCCGCAGUUAGCAAACUUUUGCUGAAGCCUUUUUCCUGCUAGAGACUCCCCCGUUUUUCUGUCAUCUUGGCAUACACUUUUAGAUGACCUCUUUCUUUGUUUUAUUAUCACGCUGCUUGUGUGUCCAAGUAUUUCAUAAUAAGAAAAGAAUUGCUUCCCUUUUUUAUUCUCUUUUAUUCUUUUUCCUUUUCAGCACCCUGCCCUCACCCUUUCUUUACUUUUCCCCUUCCUCUUUGCUUUGUUCACUUCUUAUGAGAAUGGUAACCCUGGAGAAUAGUAGUUCUGGACUAUUGCCGGGUGAAAGUCAGAUUGUCAUCACGAUAUUAUAUAUUGACAUCCAAAUGUCAUCAGUCAGACAGGAGCCAAACAAUUAAUACCCCUCUUAAGUAUUCUGCCUGUGAUUUUGUUUUGUCUAUUCCUUAAGGAAAUGAGAGAGAGAGAGAGAGAGAGAGAGAGAGAGAGGGAGAGAGGGUUUUCUUUUUGACAAACAGAGUCUGGGCCUAGGCUGGGGCUCCAUUCUGUCCCUGCCAUGGAAACACCCAGGCUGGGAGGGAGGCAGGAGGUGGGAUGCCGGAUGGGAGGGCUCCUCUCCUCCUUUUGGGCCUCUCUCCCUCCUUUGCUCCCUCCACAGGGCUCCAGUUCUGCCUUUGCAGGCUCUGGUCAGCCAGAGGAUGGACCCUUCCAGCUCAUGAGGCCUUAGGCUCUGUUGUGUUCACUGGCUCUGGGUGCCCAAGGGGGAGGAAGCGGCCCUUCUCAGCCUUUGCUAUUUCCUGGCCCUGCAUUCCAGGGAAGAAGGGGGCUGGGGGAGCCCCCCCCCUUCUCUCAUCCCCUCCCUAGCCCAAUCCUGGGAGGGGUGAGGCUCCCAGCUCAGCCUGCAGCACCCCCUUCCUCACGUUUUCUUUGCAGACUCCUGGAGACCUAGAGGAGGGAGAAAGAGAAUACAACUAAUGGUUUUGAUUCCUGGAUCUUUUACUUUUAAUCCUGAAAGUCCCCCCUUCGGUUUGAUUUCACCUCAUUUUAAAACUAGCGCCAUGUCCCCUGUCUCACGAGGAAGCAGAGAUAAGCGUGGUCCCUGGAGGCCCAGUGUGGGCAGGGAUGGGCACCUCAGGGUGCCGGCGAUGUCCACGCAAAAGGCAUUUGUGACUUGUGGGGGGGGUGGAGGCGUGUAGCUUCCUGGGUGGGCCAGAUGAGAAGUGACAGACAUCACUUCAUCCAGAUCAGAGACUCUUCACAUUAUAUUUCAGUUUUAGUUACCGAGCACGACUCAGUAACUGCUGCAUUUUGAGCCAUCCCUCUCUCCCAGGUCCCCAGAGUUUACAGAUCCAGCAUUUUUUUUUUAGAAAGUGACCUGAAGGAUUGGGGCUCACUGCGCAACACCCAUAUUGUUUAUUUCAAAGAACUUUUCAGCAAAGAGAGAGCCGCGUCCAGAACACCCUCGCUCUUCUCUCUCCCUCUCCCACUCUUUCCUUGGCUGGCCCUUUUGGCUGAGGUCUGAGUUGCCUGUGGUUCUUGCUGGGCAGACUGGCCAGGGGCAGACCCCGACUGCAGAGGGCAGACGGAGCAGGUGGCAUUCAGGUAACAGCAAGAAGGUUCGAGCUGUCACAGUCUCUGUGACCUGCUACCACGGGCAUGGGGAGGGACGGAUAGGCUUCCCCCUGCAUGCGCUGUGGGAGAAUAGGCCAGAUUCUGGGCAAAGCUCCACCCCCCAUUCUGCUAUGUACAGCUGUUUGAGAGUUUCAUCCUUUCCCUUUUUAAACAGGAAUGAUUUCUCCUUAAUUGCUUAAGGCCGGGGAGCAAAGCGUCUUAACUUCUGUCUUUGACUUUCCCAGCAUUGAAUCCAUCAGCAUUUGGCCAUGAGCUCAAAAUCUUGGAAACCCCUGAAGUUUUAAACAUUCUCGCUCCCCACGACCCCAGAAUGGAACAGCUUUUAAAAUAGCCUUAAGCAAAAGGAUGUAAUUUCAUUAAAUUUGGUUUAAUGGAAAGAAUAAAAGCAAAUGUGAAACACACCCAACGCACGAGACCCCGAACACUGGUAAUCGGUACUGCAUAGCGAACUCUUCGGGAACGAAACUAAAAUGUUGUUGCACAUGUAAAAUAUGAAAACUUAACUCUGCUGUGUGUUAGGCAAUCCUGUCAUCUUUUUUGACUCUUAAAAGAAAUUCAUUUCUGAAAUGCUUGGUUGGAAGACUGUGACAAUAGCUCAUGAAAUUGAGUGUUAUUUUUUCUUUCUUUUUUAAAAAAAUAUGUAAAGUGCAGUCUUCCUUAUUCAUGCAUAUUGUAUAUACCUGUAUAUGUUUUCCUGAGCAGCUAAAUAACAAUAAAUAUGACGUUAAUGGUGA